Lampris incognitus (smalleye Pacific opah) is the source of this 6138-nucleotide messenger RNA. Its product is annotated as cadherin-4-like. NCBI's taxonomy places the organism in Eukaryota, Metazoa, Chordata, Actinopteri, Lampriformes, Lampridae. The coding region runs from base 63 to 2870 and encodes 935 amino acids. Gene Ontology annotation, biological process: adherens junction organization; cell morphogenesis; multicellular organism development. The record is from RefSeq and is a predicted model, not a curated record. Gene Ontology annotation, molecular function: calcium ion binding; cadherin binding. Gene Ontology annotation, cellular component: adherens junction; catenin complex; plasma membrane. The transcript has 17 exons.
CCGGAGAGAAAAGACGAAAGCUCCUUUUUCUUGUCCCAAGCAGCCUUCGCCCGCUCGCCGCGAUGAGGACCGUCUCCGCGCUGGUCCUGACAGCAGCCCUGCUUCAUCUGGCCACGCUACGGGAGACUAAUGGAGAGCAGACUUCCAAAGGACCCUGCCGACCUGGCUUCUCACAAACUUUCUACUCCGUGCUCAUUUCCAGGGAUGUAGUGCGAGGCCAGAAUAUGUUGAAAGAUACCACAGUGUCAUCGCAAAAAGUGAAGUUUGAUGACUGCAUGGGGAACGACGGCGUGGUCUUCGAGAGCACCGACCCCAGCUUCAGCGUGCGACCGGACGGGUCCGUCUUCGCCAAGCGAUAUCGAGCCACUCUGGAAGAACCGGUCCAGUUCAAACUCACCGCUAGUGGUCCGCACACACACGUGUGGGAGACGGUUGUCCAGCUAGCCCUGACUGACCCGCUGACGUCUCAACAGAAAACCAAUGAGGUCACAGAAGACGAGGGAAAAGUUGUAGAGAGGAAAGAGAUGAAGGAGACGUUCCAAGCCCCGCCGACUGUCAUCAUGUUCCCAGGCCUUCGCCCGGCUGGCUCCAAGGGCCUGCGGAGACAGAAGAGGGACUGGGUGAUUCCACCAAUCAACGUGCCCGAAAAUUCAAGAGGACCCUUUCCGCAGAUGCUCGUCAGCAUCCGUUCAGACCAGGACAGGGACAUCUCGAUCCGCUACAGUAUCACCGGGAUGGGAGCAGACCAGCCACCGAAUGAAGUGUUUAGCAUCGACCCCGUGGCUGGCAAGAUGUUUGUCACCAAACCUCUUGAUCGAGAGCAACGCUCCUCAUAUCAUCUGCGAGCCCAUGCCGUGGACAUGAACGGGAACCAGGUCGAGAACCCUAUCGACCUGUACAUAUACGUCAUCGACAUGAAUGACAACAGGCCUGAGUUCAAAAACCAGGUCUACAACGGUUCUGUGGAUGAGGGAUCCAAGCCAGGCACAUAUGUGAUGCACCUGUCGGCGUUUGAUGCUGAUGACAACACCACGGCCAACGGCAUGGUACGCUACCGAAUCCUGUCCCAGACGCCGCACAGCCCCAUUCCCAACAUGUUCACCAUCAACAGCGAGACCGGAGACAUCGUGACUGUGGCGGCAGGCCUGGACCGUGAGAAAGUGUCCCAGUAUACCAUCAUUGUGCAGGCCACGGACAUGGAGGGAAACCUGAACUUUGGCCUCUCCAACACGGCCACCGCCAUCAUCACAGUCACUGACAUCAAUGACAACCCUCCCAUGCUCACCUCCAGAACGUUUUCCGGUGAAGUCCCAGAGAACCGGGUGGAUAUAGCGGUCGCCAAUCUGACAGUGAUAGACGCCGACCAGCCUCACUCUCCCAACUGGAACGCCAUCUACAGGAUCAUCAGCGGAGACCCUGCCGGUCACUUCGCCAUCCGCACGGACCCUGUUUCCAAUGAUGGCAUCGUAACGGUGGUGAAGCCAGUGGAUUUCGAGAUGAACCGUGCCUUCAUGCUGACGGUGGUGGUAUCCAACCAGGCCCACCUGGCCAGUGGGAUCCAAUCCUCACUCCAGUCCACGGCGGGGGUCACCAUCUCUGUCCAGGAUGUCAACGAGCCUCCCUACUUUCCCACCAACCCAAAACAUAUUCGAUUUGAGGAGGGCGUCCCUGCAGGCACCACCCUGACGACCUUCUCAGCCUCUGACCCUGACCGGCUACAGAUGCAACAGAUCAUCAGGUAUUCCAAACUGAAUGACCCCGCCGACUGGCUGUCCAUCAACAGAACAAACGGCCAGAUAGUGACCACAGCCACCCUGGACCGAGAGUCUAUCUAUGUCAAAAAUAACAUCUAUGAAGCUACGUUCCUGGCAACAGACAAUGGUGGCCCUGCAGCCAGUGGCACAGGCACACUGCAGAUCUAUCUGAUAGAUAUUAAUGACAAUCCCCCGGCGCUGGUGCCCAGGGAGGCUCAGAUCUGUGAGCGUCCGAACAGGAACACCAACAACGUCAACAUCACAGCCGCCGAUGCAGAUACGGACCCCAACGCCGGGCCCUUUGUUUUCGAGCUCUCAAAGUUCCCCCUAAGCAUCCGACGUAACUGGACCAUAUCACGAAUCAACGGUGACUACGCCCGCCUGGGCCUGCGGUACCAGGUGUACCUGGAGCCGGGGGUCUACGAAGUCCCUGUAAUAGUGUCGGAUUCGGGUAACCCCCCGUUGUCCAACACGUCGACCAUCAAAGUGAAGGUGUGUCCCUGCGAUGAGAACGGAGACUGCACCACCCUCGGGGCAGUGGCAGCCGCUGGGCUGGGCACCGGAGCCAUCAUCUCCAUCCUCAUCUGCAUCAUCAUACUGCUGAGCAUGGUGCUGUUGUUUGUGGUGUGGAUGAAGCGCAGAGAGAAGGAGAGGCAGACCAAACAGCUUCUCAUCGACCCCGAGGAUGACGUCAGAGAUAACAUCCUUAAGUAUGACGAGGAAGGUGGAGGAGAGGAGGACCAGGACUACGACCUGAGCCAGCUGCAGCAGCCCGACUCUCUGGAGCACAUCAUCAGUAAGCCCCCUGGUGUCCGAAGGGUGGACGAACGCCCCAUCAUUCCUGAGUCUCAGUAUCCCAUCCGGCCUGUCGUGCCCCACCCUGGAGACAUAGGGGACUUCAUCCAUGAGGGUCUACGAGCGGCAGACAAUGACCCAACGGCCCCGCCCUACGACUCCCUGCUGGUGUUUGACUACGAAGGCAGUGGGUCCACGGCCGGCUCUGUCAGCUCCCUCAACUCCUCCAGCACAGGGGACCAGGACUAUGAUUACCUCAACGACUGGGGCCCCCGCUUCAAGAAGCUGGCCGACAUGUAUGGCGGAGGAAAUGAUGAUUAAACACAUCCAAUCACUUGUGCAAACACAGACACUCUCUUUCUCUUUCUCUUUCUCUCACACACACACACACACAGACACACACACACACAUACAGACAAACACACUCACACCCUCGUAAACCGUCAGCUGGCCUGCCAUGCUCUGUCCCUCCAACACAUAAGGGGCCAAAUGCCCUCUCUGAACAUACGCAAUGUUGUUGCAGAUAUACACACGCUGACGGACUGACUGACUGACCGACUGACCGACCGACCGACCAACCAAUCAAAUUACCUGCCACAGUUGGACCGCGCCGUGAGUCAGUUUUGGGUGCUGCUCUAAACCGUCUCCUGCCCCUAAAACUGUCUGAGACUGAAACUGAAGCUCUGAGCUGCAGGCUUCUAUUUGUAUGAAUUUCUGAGUUGUUGUUUUGUUUUGUGUGUAUUUUUUUUUCAAUUGCUUUGGUUUUUUUCUUUAUAUGUUUUAUGCUAGGUGUAGGUGUCAGUUACCUUUGUCUGAUUUCGGUUUUGCCUUAGUUUGUUUAGGCUUAUGUUGUCCUCAUCUCCCUUCGACGCGAGUUGUUUCAUGUUCUUGAGGGUUCACUUCUCCCUCGCUGUCGGCCCCGCCUGUCCCUCUGCAGAGGCUGUAGGCUCAGCUGCUUGCUUAGUCCAAGGGGAAGAAAAGAAAAUCACAAAAAGAAGACAAAAAUUAAAAGUCCUUCCUGCAUGGAAGGCCCAGGCUUAUUCUGUCUUGAACUUGAAUUAUUUAGAACAGAAGCACUGUUGUUUAAGAAGUGCCUUCAGUGGUGCGUAUUAGCAGACUCCCGCUAUCUCAGGAUUGGUUGCCAUUUUCUGGGCAUAUGUGCCCGCCAUAUGACCCCUGACCCUUUAACCCAGACACUCCCCUUAUCAUUUUUUUUUUUGUAUCCUGCAGGGCUGUGGUAGCUCCGGGAGAUGUUAGUGUUGGUUUUAGAGGAGAUGUGAGCGACGUCGUUGGCAUAUGAGGGUGCUUUAUGUAGACCUGCUGCACUUCGGCCUAUAGUGUGUCUUUGUAAGUGAUGGACAAGUCAUUUUUUUUUCUCACAUCAGUCAACUUGAUUGUGAUUACCGAUAUCAUAAAAACACGCUACACGACUGUGUUGGAAAAAGACGAAGCAUCGCGUGUACUUUGGUUCAUUGUGGCUUUGAUAGCAGCAACGUUUCUUCUGAGCUCUUGUUGUUUGCACCUACAACUUAAUAAGGUUUGUUGCUCAAUUUUGACCGAUCAUCAUGUGUGUCAGCUCUGCAGUGGUAUAUGAAGUACGUGUGAGGGUUAUUUAAGGAGACGUCUUUCCUAAGAUAAACUGGGGUCUUGCAUGUUUAUCCCCCCCACCCACCCAAAGCUAAUCCACAUAGCACCAAUUAUUGUGUGGUAGAUGUGUCGAAGAAGUCUAUGUAAACUGUACAAAGGUGACGAAAAUAUAUCUUUUGAAAUGCUGACGCCGAAAAAAUUGCGAAAUCAUGUGAGCCCUAUUUGGUACCUGUAUUCUGUUUUGUUUUGGGGUUUUUUUUUCCACCUUUCUUGUCUGGUUUUGUAGUUUUUGUAUUGUCUUUUUAGUUUAUUGGGGUUUGUUUUUUUGUUAUUUUGGGUUACCACAAACCGCUGAUAUACAGUCUUUUGUGCUGGCCUUCAUCGUAAAGUACCAGGACGAGCUGCACCUCGGCCAGGGAUUUAGCACCGUCGCAGUCUGUCUCUCCCCUGACGCUUUAUUCAUCUGAAACCGUGGGGCUGUACGUGCAGGAGGUUUUGAGGAAGUUAAGGGAAGGAAAAAGUCUUGUUAGAAAGUUUUUUUUUCCGAAAUGAGGAGAUAUAUCUGCACUUUAUCAAAGCAGAGUUACAUAACCGAUGCUCCAGUGAUAGCACUUGUAAUCACAAAAGACAACAUUGUGUUCUUUUAUAAUAGAAAAGAAAGAAGAGAGGAAACUACCCAAAGGCAAAUUUGAAUACUGUAACUAAAGCCUCACCCUUCAUGACGCCGUGAAUUAUUUAGACAUACAAAAUAUUCCAGGAGGGGACCUUGGAAAUCCUGGUCAGUGACAGAACAACUUAAUCAUCUCUUAUCUUCAAAACUCCUGUUGAAAUGCUUCUUAAACAUGAUCCAACGGCAACCCGGCCAGUGUUCCCGGUGUCACGGGAAUGUCAAGUCUACCAGAAGCUUUUCAACUCAGUGUUGGAAUCACCGCCGUAUCUCUGCUUUUCUUCUUUCUUUCUUUUUUUUUCCAUUAGAUUUAAUAAGGUUUGGCUAGAGAUGUGUGUUUAAUCUAGCCUCCGAAUCCUCUAUUAAUUAAGAUGAUGAAUCCAUGGGAGGUGGUCUCUUUGAUGAGUGAGCCUCCACAAAGUCUUUAAUACGUUUCGAUGAGGAGGACUCUCUAUUCUGCUCAUCAUCUACCCCAAGAUUAUUUCAUUUGAUCUUCACCGAGAGUGAGUCCCUUUCUCUUAGGCCCUGUUCACAUAGGGAUCUUUGGGCUCGACAAGCAAGGUUAUUAACAAGAGUCACUGUUCUGGAUCCGUAAACAAACAAACACACCCACACACACAUACACAGAUAUUUAGAAGACUGAACACCGAGAAAACUCGGGAAGCAGUCAUCCCUCUAUUUACAAUGCAGUCAGUAAGUUUGUAAUACAGCAAUAUUUGCUCUGAACAUAAAUCUCACAUUUCAAAUAUUACGCAGUGAUCUCCAUUGUCAUCAAAUAUGGAGGCAGCCCUUCAUGUUUUGUUUAUUUCUGCUGAGAGAAGCUGGAGAGCACAAGUGUGCUUCACUGGCAGGGAAUUGCACCAAAAGAAAUAUAUAUAUCUGCACAUAAACUUAGAAAGAAUUUCAUCUCAUCACGUCUCCAACUUGAACCACGAAUUUCCUCCAUCAUUUUGAAGGUUAAAUGAAAGACACUCCAGGAGCGUUCUGCAGUUAAUUACUGGGCAUCAGCUACCAGUUGUCAACUCCUGUUCCCGUCCAUACGUGUAAAGCCAAGCUCAUUAACGUAGGAACGAAGGAACCGGAGUCAACUGCAGCUGUCACUACCUGUUUCAAGCACGACCAAGGAACUUCCAGCUGUCGCUCCCAUUUAUAGCCAGGCUGAGUUUGAACUUGACCGGGUUAAAAACCGAAACGGGGAGCAUCGGCGUCUGUUCCGUUGCCUACCAACACGGGGAUCGCCGGAUCGAAUCCCUGUGUUAUCUCCGGCUUGGUCGGGCGUCUCUACAGACACAAUUGGCCGUGUCUGUGGGUGGGAAGCCGAAUGUGGGUGUGUGU